Messenger RNA from Penaeus monodon (black tiger shrimp), 2404 nucleotides. Its product is annotated as sodium/glucose cotransporter 5-like. Gene Ontology annotation, biological process: transmembrane transport. The transcript is spliced from 14 exons. Bases 195 to 2402 code for a protein of 735 amino acids. The record is from RefSeq and is a predicted model, not a curated record. Gene Ontology annotation, molecular function: D-glucose:sodium symporter activity. Gene Ontology annotation, cellular component: plasma membrane. NCBI's taxonomy places the organism in Eukaryota, Metazoa, Arthropoda, Malacostraca, Decapoda, Penaeidae.
CCCUCCGUAUCACAUCUGGAGGAACUUCACUCAGGGUAGCACAUUACCUCGAGACCUUCGCAAACAUUUGUCACAAGGAGUUCACCAAAAGAAAAAAAAAAGACCAUCAGUUGAACCAAAACAAGCAAAAAAAUAGACCACAUAUACGACCACCGAGACCACUUCGACCACGAGACCACUUCGACCACGAGACCAUGGACUCCAUACCAAGAGGUCUGGUUCCUGUGGUCGUCGACGCCACGCAAGAUUCCGACGCAUUUCUCGGACGUGCGACGUCGGCGAGCACAGACGCCCCCGAGGGUAACGAGUACGAUCGCCGCUUGCCAAACUGGGUGGAUUUCCUGGUGCUUGCCCUGUACUUCGCCUUCGUGCUUGCCAUUGGCUUGUAUUCGUCAUGGCGAACAAAGAGAGGCAGUGUCUCCAGCUAUUUUCUGGCUUCCAGAAACAUGCACUGGAUCCCGGUCGGCGCUUCCCUCUUCGCGAGCAACAUCGGCUCUGGUCACUUCAUCGGGCUGGCUGGAUCGGGCGCCGCGUCUGGCAUAGGUAUUGGCGCCUUCGAGCUCAAUGCGAUCUAUGUGCUUAUGCUGCUCGGUUGGAUUUUCGUCCCUGUGUACAUGAGUUCAGGAGUUUACACAAUGCCCGAGUAUCUUAGGGAAAGAUUUGGAGGCCAGAGAAUUAGGAUUUACCUCUCUGUCUUGGCUCUAAUCUUAUACGUCUUCACUAAAAUUUCGGCCGACCUGUAUGCGGGGGCACUCUUUAUCCAAACAGCCCUGGAUAAAGGAGACUCUACCGAAUGGCUGUACCUCAGUAUCCUUAUCCUGUUGGCCAUUGCGGCGCUGUUCACUAUAACCGGGGGUCUUACGGCAGUUAUAUGGACCGAUUUUGUGCAGACUAUUUUGAUGAUCAUCGGCGCCUUCAUAUUGAUGGGAAUGUCCUUCAGUGCCGUCGGGGGCUACAACCGCCUGGUGGUAGACUACUUCGAAGCCGUCCCUUCCCGCCUGACCUAUGAUGCCAACAACCGCACGUGCCCCAACGGCUUCCCGCCUACGGAUGCCCUGCACCUUCUGCGGGAUCCGGUGACCUCCGACCUCCCUUGGACUGGGGUCAUAUUCGGUCUCUCCGUUGGCUCCAUCUGGUACUGGUGCACCGACCAGGUGAUCGUACAAAGAACCCUCUCUAGUAAGAACAUGGUACACGCUAAGGCUGGUUGUGUCCUGGCUGCCGCCUUGAAAUUCCUUCCUAUGUUCCUUCUGGUGUUCCCGGGAAUGGCAGCUAGGAUCCUCUUCACAGACCGCGUGGCUUGCGUUGUGCCAAAGGAGUGUGAAGUAGUGUGUGGGAGUACCGCUGGUUGUACGAAUAUCGCUUAUAUUGAGUUGGUGCUUCGACUCCUCCCGACGGGUCUCUGUGGUCUGAUGCUGGCUGUGAUGAUGGCCGCACUCAUGUCCUCCCUCACCUCCAUCUUCAACUCGGCCUCGACCAUCUUCACCAUUGACAUCUGGACGAGGAUUCGACGAGGCGCGACAGACAUCGAGCUCCUCAUCGUCGGCAGGGCCUUCGUCCUCGUCCUCGUCGUUAUCUCUGUCAUCUGGAUUCCUGUGAUCCAGGGCUCGGCAAAUUCCCAGUUGUUCGUCUAUAUCCAGAGUAUUUCCUCGUUCUUAUCUCCUCCAAUCUGCGCCGUCUACCUCCUUGCUAUCUUCUGGCCAAGAACCACGGAACCGGGAGCUUUCUGGGGUCUGAUGAUUGGCUUGAUUAUCGGCCUUAUCCGGUUCAUUAUGGAAUACGCUUUUGUCGUCCCCCCGUGCGGAUCCACAGAACAGGAUCCUCGACCGGAGUGGAUCAAAAUCAUAGUCGGAAAUGUCCAUUAUCUCCACUUUGGCUGCAUUCUGUUCGUGAUCGUCCUCGCGGUGACGGUGGUCGUAUCCUAUCUCACCGAGCCGUCCCUCUCUCCGCAGCUCCACCGCCUCACCUUCUGGACGCGAGGCAGCACGGAGGUCCGAGUGUCCAUCCGCGAGUGGCUGAACAGGAAGAAGAACGCCGCUGCCUACUCGAAUGAGGUCGUGGCGGAGAACGGCGGGGGGGAGGUCGUGCCGGAGACUGAGGAAGGCGGGACGGAGGUCGUGUCGGAGAAAAAGCAGAAAUAUGCAGAGCGCAGUUCGUCGGUGUCGAGCAGCGGGGAAGAUCUUCCCUUGUGGCGGAGGGCUCUCAACUGCGUGUGCGGGGUCGAGACGCAGAAGGUGUCGCAGGCGCAGGAGGAGGACCCGGAAGAGCACCUCACGCCGGAGCAGAAGGCUACCAGGGCGGCCGAGUUCUUGGAGGAGAAGAAGCCCUGGACGAAUGUUGUAGAUGGAGCCUCUAUACUGGUCAUGUGCAUCGCUGCGUUUAUGUGGGGUUAUUACGCCUAAGA